AUGUUUAUCAAACCCUUUAAACUAAAGUCGAAUAUUCUCGUGACUGGUUCCGAGAAAAAACGGCUAAGGCAGCGCGUGAUGGCUCAGUUCAAUCGGGUCGAUGACGAAACGGUGACGUCCCCAUUGGCGGAGCUGUUCGGAAAUCGGACUAAGGUGUGCAUCGUCAAAAUAAUCACCUACCACGAAGAACCGGUGACGGUGUACACAAGCGACAAACGGCCCAUAUUUUUUGAGAUCAACCUUAAGCUGCUACCAACCGUUUACACUCUGUGGAGCUGCCCGGAUCUCGUUCCUUUGUUCACUACUCAUUCCACAGUACUGCCGAAGUUGGCGAAUGGGGCUGACCUAAUGAUACCAGGAGUGGUGAAACAGGGCACAAACCUAGCAUCGUGGGGUCGUCACGCAAAGGAUGAUGUUGUCGCGGUAAACUUGACCUCCAACCGAGCUGCGGUUGGGGUUGGACUGCUGGCUCAUUCGAGCAGUGAUCUCUACAUGUGUGGUGGUCGAGGGGUUUGCGUUAAAAUGAUGCACGUAUUCGGUGACAAACUGUGGGGUAUGGAACCUUCAGUUUGCCAGCAGGUGCCGCUACAGGGAACCGUUGUGUCCGUGCCAACUGACACUGACUUUCCUCCACUUGGAAGCGAAAAAGUAAAACCUUCAGAGGAAUUAUCUGUCAAACAGGUUUCAAAAUCAUUGGAAAAUGCUUCUCUAAGUACGAAGGAGGAAGAGAGCGAUGGUAGUCAUUCUGAGCGGGAAUCUGAAGAACCGGAAAAAGAAGAAAAGCCUCCGAAUCCAGAUGAUUUGAUUAAGGGUGCAUUUUUGAAUGCUCUCAAAUUGCACGGCAAGAAGGUGGCUCUUCCGAUGCUUACUAGUACAUUCUACCCUCAGUACGUGCAGCCUGAAAUUCCAGAAGGGAUAGAAAUGAAGAAAACCUCUUUCAAGAAGGUGGGAACCUUCCUGAAGCAGAUGGCCGAUGAAGGACUGAUCGAAAUCAAGGAGGAGAAAAAGGGAAUUGAAAAGGUGACAUCGUUGAACCUGGAACACCCAGACGUUCUAUCCUUUUAUCCGUACAAAACAACAAAGCCCUCCGUUGACCAAGAAUCUGGCGGCGCUGUAUCGGCAGAGUCUUCGUCGAACCCGCUGCUACUGACACAAAUGACGACCAUGUAUGCCGUAAACGAACGAACAGGGAAGCUUUUCGGUUGCUUCAACGUGGCCAUUGGCAAGGCUCUUGACCAGACACAGGUUCGCAAUUACAUGCGCGACUACGUGCGGCGGAAUAAGCUUAUCAAUGCUUCUACAAAAUUGGUUACGCUGGACGAAACAUUGAUGGAAAUUUGUGGUGGUGAUGAUCUCGUUGCGCUACCGGAUCUCACCGAAACGGUGUUAAACUCCAUGACAUGCACCUUCGAGAUGCGUAGCCAAAAAGGACCUGUUAUGAAGGGAGGCAAACGGGCAAUAAUUCACCUGACAACGGCAACACGUAGCGGCAACAAAAAAAUAACACUAAUUAGCAAUCUCGAAGAUUACGGUAUUAACGUGAACGAUUUUGCGAAAGCUGUUAAGCAUGGAGCGGCGGCCAGCACAACGAUGACAGAGGUGCCCGGCUCGAAGGGAGAACAGCUGAUGGUCCAGGGAAAUCACAUAAAAUUCGUUUUUGAAUUGCUGACGACCACGUACCAGGUCCCUAAGGCGUGCAUUACUGGAUUGGAGUUCGCUAAAGAACAGAAAAAGAAAAAAAAGUAGUGCUACAAGCAGUUGCAUGGGUUCCUGAUAA
This is a messenger RNA of Anopheles nili, 1777 nucleotides long. RefSeq names its product eukaryotic translation initiation factor 2D (gene eIF2D). The record is from RefSeq and is a predicted model, not a curated record. Lineage: Eukaryota; Metazoa; Arthropoda; Insecta; Diptera; Culicidae. Gene Ontology annotation, molecular function: translation initiation factor activity; RNA binding. The coding region runs from base 1 to 1746 and encodes 581 amino acids. Gene Ontology annotation, biological process: formation of translation preinitiation complex; translational initiation. The transcript has 2 exons.